UUCACGAAAGGAACGCGUAUAUCAUAAAAAUUCGGUAAAAAGUGCUAAAAACCCCCAAAAAAUAGUCAAAAAUCAUCCAACGGCAACGCUAAAGUGCUCUUUCGCACAAUCCGUUGGAGAUUUGCAGCUCACAACCCUUUCGUGGAUGUAAAUUGCUGUUAUUCCCUUUGCCAUUAUCAUCCAUUUUUGUUCCGUACAGCGACGCGUUCCUCUACAGAGCUAUACGUGCGACGAGAGAAAGCCUAAAAAUAAGUCGCAAGGACAAGGUAUUGCGAAAAGAUGUCAACAAACGACUCAAAAGCGCCAUUACGGCUCGUAAAACGAGUUCAAUUCGGUAUUUUGUCGCCUGAUGAAAUCCGUCGAAUGAGUGUCACGGAAGGCGGAAUUCAGUAUCCGGAGACGAUGGAAGGCGGCAGGCCCAAAAUUGGAGGUCUUAUGGAUCCGCGGCAGGGAGUUAUCGAUCGGAAUAGUCGUUGUCAAACGUGCGCCGGUAAUAUGACAGAAUGUCCCGGGCAUUUUGGGCACAUUGAUCUCGUGAAGCCCGUUUUUCACAUCGGUUUCAUCACGAAAACGAUUAAAAUUUUGCGUUGCGUGUGUUAUUACUGCUCAAAAAUGCUCGUUUCGCCAUCGAAUCCGAAGAUCAAAGAGGUUGUCAUGAAAUCCAAGGGUCAACCACGCAAACGCCUGACUUAUGUGUACGACUUGUGCAAGGGCAAGAAGAUUUGCGAAGGCGGCGAAGACAUGGAUAUGACGAAAGAUGGGCAACCAGUGGAUGCCAAUAAGAAACCGGGUCACGGAGGAUGCGGGCAUUAUCAACCUUCGAUCAAACGAAGCGGUUUAGACUUGAUGGCUGAAUGGAAAAAUGUCAACGAGGACUCGCAAGAGAAGAAAAUCGUGAUAACAGCUCAACGUGUUUGGGAAAUUUUCAAAAAUAUCACCGAUGAGGAAUGUUACAUCAUGGGCAUGGAUCCGAAAUAUGCUCGUCCCGAUUGGAUGAUCAUCACAGUAAUGCCCGUGCCUCCGUUAUCUGUUCGUCCUGCAGUUGUCAUGUUCGGCGCUGCGAAAAAUCAAGACGAUUUGACACACAAACUCGCUGAUAUUAUCAAAGCGAACAACGAAUUGAAGAAAAAUGAGUCUUCAGGGGCAGCAGCUCACGUAAUUGCUGAAAAUAUAAAAAUGUUACAAUUUCAUGUGGCGACUUUUACCGAUAAUGACAUGCCUGGAUUGCCUCGAGCCAUGCAAAAAUCCGGAAAACCCUUAAAAGCUGUAAAAGCUCGUUUGAAGGGCAAAGAAGGUCGUAUUCGAGGCAACUUGAUGGGAAAACGUGUCGACUUUUCAGCUCGAACUGUCAUCACACCCGAUCCAAAUUUGCGAAUUGAUCAAGUUGGAGUCCCUCGAAGUGUUGCCCAAAACUUGACGUUCCCCGAACUCGUAACGCCCUUCAACAUUGAUCGCAUGCAGGAACUUGUUCGUCGUGGAAACUCUCAAUAUCCGGGCGCCAAAUACAUCAUUCGUGACAAUGGGGAACGUAUCGAUUUGCGUUUCCAUCCAAAACCGAGCGAUUUGCACUUGCAAUGUGGUUACAAAGUCGAGAGACAUUUGCGCGACGACGACUUGGUCAUUUUCAAUCGUCAACCAACACUGCACAAAAUGAGUAUGAUGGGUCAUCGUGUCAAAGUACUCCCUUGGUCGACAUUCCGGAUGAACUUGUCGUGCACUUCGCCCUACAACGCUGAUUUUGAUGGCGACGAAAUGAACUUGCAUGUGCCGCAAUCCAUGGAAACGAGAGCAGAAGUCGAAAAUAUUCACAUUACGCCGAGGCAAAUUAUCACGCCGCAAGCCAAUAAGCCUGUUAUGGGUAUUGUGCAAGAUACGUUGACAGCUGUAAGGAAAAUGACAAAACGUGAUGUGUUCAUUGAGAAAGAACAAAUGAUGAAUUUGCUGAUGUUCUUGCCGACUUGGGAUGGAAAAAUUCCGCAACCGUGUAUUUUGAAGCCGAAACCCUUGUGGACUGGCAAGCAAGUGUUCACGUUGAUUAUUCCGGGUAAUGUAAAUAUGAUAAGAACGCAUUCGACGCAUCCUGAUGAGGAAGAUGAUGGGCCUUAUAAGUGGAUUUCGCCGGGAGAUACCAAAGUUAUGGUCGAACAUGGUGAACUUGUCAUGGGAAUUUUGUGUAAAAAGACACUUGGUACCUCUGCUGGCUCAUUGCUUCACAUCGUCUUCCUCGAAUUGGGACACGAGAUCGCAGGUCGCUUCUACGGCAACAUCCAAACUGUCAUCAACACGUGGUUGCUGCUCGAGGGUCACAGCAUCGGUAUCGGCGACACAAUUGCCGAUCCCCAAACGUACCAAGAAAUCCAGCGCGCCAUCAAAAAAGCCAAAGAGGAUGUCAUCGGUGUCAUUCAAAAAGCUCACAACAUGGAACUCGAACCGACGCCCGGCAACACGUUGCGUCAAACGUUCGAAAAUCAAGUAAAUCGCAUCCUUAACGACGCUCGUGACAAAACCGGAGGCUCCGCCAAGAAAUCUCUCACGGAAUACAACAACUUAAAAGCUAUGGUCGUUGCUGGUUCAAAGGGUUCCAACAUCAACAUCUCUCAAGUUAUUGCUUGUGUGGGUCAACAAAACGUCGAAGGUAAGCGAAUCCCCUUCGGUUUCCGCAAACGAACGUUGCCGCACUUCAUCAAAGACGAUUACGGUCCCGAGUCACGUGGUUUCGUCGAAAAUUCCUAUCUUGCUGGCUUGACACCGACCGAAUUUUACUUUCACGCUAUGGGAGGUCGUGAAGGUUUGAUUGAUACUGCUGUCAAAACUGCCGAAACUGGAUACAUUCAACGUCGUUUGAUCAAAGCUAUGGAGUCUGUCAUGGUAAAUUACGACGGAACUGUCAGAAAUUCAGUGGGGCAACUCAUUCAGUUGCGUUACGGCGAAGACGGAUUGUGCGGCGAAGGCGUAGAGUUCCAAAGUAUGCCGACAAUCAAACUCAGCAAUAAGGCUUUUGAGAAAAGAUUCAAAUUUGACCCAUCUAACGAGAGAUAUUUACGUCGGGUGUUCAAUGAAGACGUUAUAAAAGAACUUACCGAGUCAAGUCAAGUAAUUCAAGAGCUGGAGAACGAAUGGGAGCAACUUUGUCGCGAUCGUGAAGCUUUGAGACAAAUUUUCCCGAAUGGCGAGAACAAAGUCGUCCUUCCCUGCAAUUUACAACGCAUGAUUUGGAAUGUACAGAAAAUUUUCCACAUCAAUAAACGAGGCGCCACAGAUUUGAACCCUCUCAAGGUCAUCCAAGGUGUCAAAGAUUUGCUCUCCAAAUGUGUAAUUGUCGCUGGAAGCGAUCGUUUAAGCAAACAAGCGAACGAAAACGCUACUUUGCUCUUCCAAUGUCUCGUCAGAUCGACUUUAUGCACAAAAUAUGUCGCCGAAGAGUUCCGCUUGAACAACGAAGCCUUCGAAUGGUUGAUCGGUGAGAUCGAGACACGUUUCCAACAAGCUCAAGCCAACCCUGGGGAGAUGGUAGGCGCUUUGGCAGCCCAAAGUUUGGGUGAACCCGCUACUCAGAUGACACUGAACACUUUCCAUUUCGCCGGUGUCUCCUCGAAGAACGUAACGCUCGGUGUGCCGCGUCUAAAGGAAAUUAUCAACAUCUCAAAGAAGCCAAAAGCUCCCUCCCUAACGGUAUUUUUAACCGGAGGAGCUGCUCGUGACGCCGAAAAAGCUAAAAACGUCUUGUGUCGUCUUGAACACACAACGUUGCGAAAAGUCACAGCAAAUACGGCAAUUUAUUACGACCCCGAUCCACAACGUACCGUAAUUGCCGAAGAUCAGGAAUUCGUAAACGUUUAUUAUGAAAUGCCAGAUUUCGAUCCGACACGAAUUUCGCCGUGGUUGCUGCGUAUUGAGCUGGAUCGCAAACGGAUGACCGAUAAAAAAUUGACGAUGGAACAAAUUGCGGAAAAAAUUAACGCUGGGUUCGGUGACGAUUUGAAUUGUAUUUUCAAUGAUGACAAUGCCGACAAACUUGUGUUGCGAAUUCGGAUCAUGAACAACGACGAUUCCAAAUUUCAGGACAAUGAAGAGGAAAAUGUCGAUAAAAUGGAGGAUGAUAUGUUCUUGCGGUGCAUUGAAGCGAAUAUGUUAUCAGAUAUGACAUUGCAAGGUAUUGAGGCGAUUGGCAAGGUAUACAUGCAUUUGCCACAAACGGACAGCAAGAAACGUAUUGUUAUCACGGAAACAGGCGAAUUUAAGGCUAUUGGUGAAUGGUUGCUCGAAACUGAUGGAACGUCGAUGAUGAAAGUCCUCAGUGAGCGUGACGUGGAUCCCGUACGUACUUUUAGUAACGAUAUUUGUGAAAUUUUCCAAGUACUUGGCAUUGAAGCUGUGCGAAAAUCUGUCGAAAAGGAAAUGAACGCUGUUUUGCAGUUCUACGGUUUGUACGUAAACUAUCGUCAUCUUGCCCUGUUGUGUGACGUAAUGACAGCAAAAGGACAUUUAAUGGCUAUUACGCGUCACGGCAUCAAUCGACAAGAUACGGGCGCCUUGAUGAGAUGCUCCUUCGAAGAAACAGUCGAUGUGUUGAUGGAUGCCGCUGCACAUGCCGAAGUCGAUCCAAUGCGUGGCGUUUCUGAGAACAUUAUUCUUGGGCAACUUCCGAAAAUGGGCACGGGAUGCUUCGAUUUGCUUCUUGACGCCGAAAAAUGUAAAAGUGGCAUGGAAAUUCCGCAUAGUUCAAUUAUGGGAGGCACAGGAAUGUUCUUUGGAAGUGCCGCAACGCCAAGUAUGAGUCCCGAAAUGACGCCAUGGGGACCUGCAAACACCCCUGGAUAUGGAGAAUGGUCUCCUGCGGGCACAGCAAGCGGUAUGACACCCGGCGGACCCGGUUUUUCGCCAAGUGCAGCGUCAGAUAUUUCGGGUAUGUCACCUUCGUGGUCCCCCGCACAUGGAUCUCCAUCAUCUCCGGGACCUUCAAUGUCUCCGUAUGCCUCGUCACCGAGUCAAUCUCCUUCUUAUUCGCCUUCAAGUCCCGGAUAUCAAGGAGCUUCACCAAGCGGAAGUGGCGUAUCGCCGAGUUAUUCACCAAGUAGCCCGCGUUACAGCCCAACAAGCCCGAUUUACAGUCCGACAAGCCCGCAUUAUAGCCCGACGUCGCCCGGAUAUCAACCACAAUCGUCGACAUACUCGCCAACGAGCCCGAGUUAUUCGCCGACAUCGCCGGCAUAUCCAUCGAUGCCCUAUAAUAGCUCAAGUCCCGCAUAUUCGCCGACAGCGCCGUUUAGCCCGUCGAGUCCUUAUUCACCGACAUCGCCUUCUUACAGUCCAACAUCGCCGGCAUACUCUCCAACGUCGCCUAGUUACUCGCCAACGUCACCGAGUUAUUCACCUUCGAGCCCGAGUUACAGCCCGACAAGCCCUUCGUACAGUCCUUCGUCGCCCUCAUAUACGCCGGGAACGCCGAGUUACAGUCCAACAUCCCCCAAUUACAGCCCUACAAGUCCCAAUUACAGCCCGACAUCGCCGAGUUACUCGCCGUCGUCCCCGAAAUACUCUCCAACGAGCCCGAGUUACAGUCCAACUUCUCCGUCAUUCGCUGGAGGAAGUCCUCAAUACACGCCAAACAGUCCUGCGUAUUCUCCAACUUCACCAAGUUAUUCGCCAACUUCUCCAAGUUACUCUCCAUCGAGUCCUACGCAUAUUAGUCCCGGAACUCAUCAAUAUUCUCCAUCGUCACCAAGUUACAGUCCAACGACUCAAACAAGUUACAGCCCGAAUAUGAGCUAUUCUCCGGGAUCACAGCGACAAUAUAGCCCGACAUCUCCGACGGAAUACUCUCCAAGCUCGCCAGCUUAUUCUCCGGCAACGACGAGAUAUUCUCCAACGAGUCCGAGUUACAGUCCUAGCAGCCCUGCGUAUGAAGAAAACGACAAUUAAGCAGCAUUUGAAUGAAUGGACCACAACAAUUUUUAUCAAUUAAGACUUUUAAGAUUUUUUCUUUUUGAUUUUGACAAAGAAAUUGUCAAAAAAAUGUAAAUUUUAAGAAAUUUCUUAUCAAUAUUAUCAAAUAUCUCUAUAAAAAGCACUAAAAAAUAAUAAAAAUAAA
Messenger RNA from Culicoides brevitarsis, 6091 nucleotides. RefSeq names its product DNA-directed RNA polymerase II subunit RPB1 (gene RpII215). The transcript is spliced from 8 exons. The record is from RefSeq and is a predicted model, not a curated record. Bases 280 to 5922 code for a protein of 1880 amino acids. Gene Ontology annotation, molecular function: DNA binding. Gene Ontology annotation, cellular component: RNA polymerase II, core complex. Lineage: Eukaryota; Metazoa; Arthropoda; Insecta; Diptera; Ceratopogonidae. Gene Ontology annotation, biological process: transcription by RNA polymerase II.